UUCUCAAGAAAGAAAAAGAAAAAAAAAGGAAUAGAAAGAUAUCAAUCAUGUUCAUCUUGGAUUUCAAAAGCCGACCCUCAUUCGACCCAUCAAGGUUCUCAUGCCCAGGUAUGCCAAGCUCCAUCUACCAUUUAAGCUCAUCCUGUCGGCGCCAUUCGAAUUUUUCAUUUGUGCAAGAUUGUGAGCCAAGUCGGCCUUUCUUCCCAUCUGCUCUAUCAAUUGUGCAAUGAUGCGGAUGGGGUUUUCUCGCCUCUACUCCCAACAUCAAUCAAUGAGCAGUAACUACUCUUGAACCCAUUUUACCUAGCUCGGAUAGCAGACUUGCUAAACUUUGAACUUUCCCGUCUAUUGAGCUAGAGAAUUCAAUUGCAAAGAUAAAUAUUUGACGUCGGCCGCAUAUGGAUCUCACAUUUCGUUGUCCUUUUUUUCUUCAUCUCCCCAAAGCUCUUUCCCUGAAAGCCUUUUCCCUCCCCUUCAGCCUCUUAUCUUGACACGCUUCUUUGUGGUGGUGCCGUUCGCGAGAUGUUCAGUUCUCGAUUUUCUACCACUCUCAGAAGUUUGUUGGUGUUUUCAUUACUCGCUGCCAUCACAAUUGCUCAGAUCACGCUCACGGGCUGCCAUAUCCAGGAAGGACGAGAAGUAUGUUUCCUUCCCGGGGGGGCCAAAACCACGAUUAGCAGCAGCACUUCCACUCCAACCCCAACUCUAACCCCAUCUCCAACUCCAGCUUCAGUGGCUGCAGAGACGACUGGAAACGUUCAGACUACUGCCAUUACUGACUGCCACCAACAUGAUACUACUCAGUAUUGUGUAAAAGGCAAUGGCGAAGAGGUUCAAGUAUUAGUGACUGCCACUGGUAGUGAAGCUCUCCCUACCGCUUACAGUGGCUGUCAUUCUCACGGCUCUGCCAUGUUCUGCUUGAGACCCGAUGGUGCUGAAGUUGAGGUCGUGGGUUCUACUGAAGAGGCGACUUCCACUGAACAAGAAAGUUCUGCGGAGUCUGAAGGUGGAGAGAACUGCCACUUCCAUGCCGGCGUUGAACACUGUGUUGGUGAUUCCGCUAAGGCAACCUGCGAACGAAAAGAUCGUGAUUACAAUGUCAAACUCCGCAUUGGGUUGUUGUUUGUCAUCCUCUUUACAAGUGCAAUCGGGGUUUAUGCUCCAAUUUUUAUGGCGCGAGUUCUAAAAACCAAAGGAACUGGAAUCGUUUUCACCAUUGUUAAGCAGUUUGGAACUGGUGUUAUCAUCGCCACAGCCUUGAUCCAUCUUGCGACCCACGCUUCAUUAAUGUUUAGCAACAGUUGUCUUGGUGAAUUGAAAUAUGAAGCAACCACAACCGCUAUCAUGAUGGCGGGUGCAUUUAUCGCUUUCUUGAUCGAAUUCACUGGUCAUAGACUCGCACAUUGGCGCCAGCAAUCUACCAUAGAAAGUCAAACUGUCAAUAUCAGUUCACAAGACAACUCACGUGAAGAAGCGGCAGUGAAAGGCCACCCUACAUCUACGCUCGCGCACCUAAGCCACCACCACGACAUCACCAGUGUUGGAACCACCCACGCCAAUAAUGGUAUCAGUAUCUUCAUCCUUGAGGCUGGUAUCAUUUUCCACUCCCUUCUCAUUGGUAUCACAUUGGUGGUAGCAGGCGACUCAGUCUUCAUCACCCUCUUUAUCGUCAUCGUCUUCCACCAGAUGUUUGAAGGACUUGCUCUUGGCGCCCGAAUUGCAGCAAUUGAUGGUCUUCACACCAUCAAGUACGGAAUCCUUCCAAUGGCCUUUACGCUUGUUACUCCAACUGGAAUGGCCAUUGGAAUCGGUGUUAUUAACAAGUUCAACGGUAAUGAUCCAUCGACAAUCGUUGCUCUUGGAACUUUGGAUGCCCUUUCUGCUGGUAUUCUUACCUGGAUCGGCUUUGUCAACAUGUGGGCUCAUGACUGGAUGUAUGGCGAGUUGAGGAAUGCUGAGUUGACCAAGACUGUAAUUGCUUUGAUCAGUCUAAUGGGAGGUAUGGCGUUGAUGGGGCUGCUAGGAAAAUGGGCAUGAAAAGCGGUGGUUCAAUGAUUUGACUGAAGCCGUGUUCCAUGAUCUUUGAAGAUUGUGUUCAAGUAAUCUACAAGAUUAAAUUCAUUGAAGGGAUCUUGAAAAAGUACUUUAGGGUUGAUUCGAAGAGAAAAUGCACAGGCAUUCAUUCUUACUAUCAUUGAUAUAUCUCUGGAAUUUAAUAGGCACCCUCCUAAGAAGAAAUAGCAUACGAUGAUAGAAGCGCAUGGAUGAGGAUAGGAAGAAUACUAAAAUUCUAGAAGUCUCACAGAACUUUGAGCUCUUUGGUGGGAAGAUUGAAAGUCGGGUUGUCACUCUGAUUUCUUCGUCGAAAAUUACUCACUGAUUGACUCUGACGAGUAAAUAUUUUUCUUGAACGAUGAUUUAUCGUCACAUCAAAUUCAUUGUGUGUAGAGCCGACUUACUUGGUAUCAAGCAGCUAGAUUCAAACGCUGUCUGUGAGCCUUUGGAGGUCACUGUAUAUAAAUUGGAAAAUUAGACGCAUAGAUACUACGGAAGAAAGGAUCACUGCCUGAGUACAAGGUACUAAUUACUUCGAUGGCAACAUCACUCUUUCAGGAUUGCUUUAAUUGCUUUUUUUUCUCUUUCGCUUUGUAGAGACCAAGUGGGAAAUCAAAGCAA
Botrytis porri is the source of this 2676-nucleotide messenger RNA. RefSeq lists its product as uncharacterized. Lineage: Eukaryota; Fungi; Ascomycota; Leotiomycetes; Helotiales; Sclerotiniaceae. Gene Ontology annotation, molecular function: zinc ion transmembrane transporter activity. The coding region runs from base 523 to 2037 and encodes 504 amino acids. Gene Ontology annotation, cellular component: plasma membrane. The transcript has 7 exons. The record is from RefSeq and is a predicted model, not a curated record. Gene Ontology annotation, biological process: zinc ion transmembrane transport.